Messenger RNA from Trichoderma asperellum CBS 433.97, 210 nucleotides. RefSeq lists its product as uncharacterized. Lineage: Eukaryota; Fungi; Ascomycota; Sordariomycetes; Hypocreales; Hypocreaceae. The record is from RefSeq and is a predicted model, not a curated record.
AUGAACAAUCCCGAGCAGACCCAGAACCCUACGCCAAGCCAGAGCACUCGCCGCCGAAGCUCCGGCUUCAUGCCUGCAUUUGAAGGCCUCUCCCAACAUCAUCAAAAUGCCAACAAUAGCGCUCGGCGCCAGAGCAUGACCGACCAACAAUCCAAGCCGGGCUUCUUCGGCCAAAUCUUCCAUAACACACUCGGAAGGAAUGCCAAGUAA